AUGGGUGUGAUAUCCAGGUUGUCGUUGAUCAUUUUAACGACGGCUACACUCGUCCAAAGUGCAUCACAAUGUAAGUAUGUCCCCUUUUACUUAAUUUACCGAGCUUUUUCCCAGAUGUUCGAUGUUUCCAACGAACCGAACGCAGAGCAAUUGACAAUUCCCAGCCGAUUGUUGAGAUUUUCUACGUCUCCCCUCAUCAAUGCCUCGAUCAAUGUAUUUUGAGCAGCAAUAAUGCGGUUAAGGUAAAUGAAAGUAAAAAUUGAAUAAAUUUAGAUGUUUUUAGAUCGGGCUUUGCAGAGCAGUCGUGUACGAUCACUUCCAGCACAGUUGCCGACUGUAUGAUCAUAGCGGGAAUAAGGUGCCGGCGAUUACUCAUCCAGCAGCUGGGUUUGAUCUGUAUGUGAGGACAGCUACAACGCAGGAAUGUGGAGGUCGGUAGAACGAAUAUUUUAGGGUGAAGGAGGGGAAUUUCCACAUUUCUAGGCGAGUAUUUGGACAAAGCGAGUUGAAAACUCUUUCCAAGACAUCUAAAGAGACCAAAAAACUUAUUCGUUAUAGUAUAUAAGGAUUUUGAUGUAUAAGUCUGUCAGGAAAAUAAAGAGCACAAUGCCGCUGCGCUGGCCGCGUCGCUGAGGUGCAAAACAAUUAGAUUUUGCCGCAAUACAAUUUUCGAUGCGACAGAGUGCUCAUUAUUUUCCCGAGACGCUGAUGUGCAGGUUCAUUCCAGCUUAAAGUUAACUCCAGAGAUUUUUGACGAUGUUCGUUAUAGACUGAUUUUGUUGCAGGGGAGUUUGUUGCGCUGGGUACGAAAUACUAUUUAAAAGGUCCAAAUUUCUCCAAUCUCAGUGAGAUAUGGAGCUGUGUGGGGUUUUCAAAAAUUCAUUUCAGAUUUUCUAUAUUUUUUUUGUUUUUUGUUUUUCUUGGCCACUGUUGUAGCGUAACCAUACAAAAAACAACAAAAAAUUGAUUUUUCCGCUUUAUCAAAUCGUUUUUCAGGCCCAAUGUUGCGUUUCUUCCGAGACAGCGCCCUCACGAAGCGAGGGCCCGAGGAUUCGCUUGACUCAGCGACAAAAAAAGUCUCCAAAAGUCCGCCUGAUGGAAGUGUGGUGAUUCAUAGGGAAUUGAACGGAGAGAGAGUGCAGGAAGUCUUGGAGAACCCGGGAGAUCCAUUUGCCAAUCGAGUAAACCCUGUGAUAUCAACAACUAGUAGUACGACAAGCACAACCACUGAGAAGCCGACGGAAGAAACGACCAGUGAUCUGGAAAGUAAGCUAACGCUUUGAUUUCGAAUUUUUUUCAUUUUUAAAAUGAAGGAUAGAAUCUGUGUUCGUUUUGAGACGUCUCAAGGGUUAAUUUUACAUGUAAAUGAACUUCCAUACGAUAAAACCUUCUGUAACAUUUAUUUUUUAUUUUUUUGCGAUUUCUUGUUCUAUAGGCUUACUGCACCCUAUGCCAAUUUUUUUGAAGAAAAUUUAUGUCUAAACUAACAACCUCUCCUUCAGACUGGACAGAAUCUGCCGCUCGUCAGCGUGACAUCGAACUAUCUUCUGAUUCCCUCUCCGAUUCUCCAAAAAUCCUCUCGAGACCCUCAAAAAUAGUCGCCGUUCCUAAUGCGGACUUCCAAACCGACGAUGACAUUAUCACGGAAGAAGAGGCUACCCGCGACGACAAUGCUCGAACGACGAGAGGUCCAGAGCUCUCCGAAUCCAAUGACAAUCAAAGAUCUCAUGAAGAGGAAGAUUUGGACUCGGAUUCUGAUGGCCAAGUGAACGUGAAGAGAGUCAAAGGAGUCCCCGAGCCCUUAACCCCGCCGCCACCGGGGAGCGCUGGUCGCGAAGCGAUUGUAAACAUCUUGGCCGGGCAGCUAAAUCAAUUCUUGGGCAUGGACAAGAUUCUCAGCUCCACGGCUGUCCCAGAGUCUAAUCAUAAAGCCCAUGAUCAGGAGAUACAUGUAACUCAACAUCCAGCCACCCCAAGACCCAAGCAGAUUGUUUGCCCCACGUCGUUGGGAUAUUAUGUCGUGGCGGGCAAUGAAAUGGUCCUUCCCUCGGCACCACAGCCGGGAACGGUUCAUGUCUUUGAAGGUGUGGGACAACCGAUGUGUGGGCAGUUGUGCAGUACGAACAGGGUAAGUGGGAGUGUUCUAGAAGGGGAAGGGUCCGAGUGCGACCUUUUUCUUGUAACUCGAAAUAUCUUUCCAGGGCCCAAGCGGAGAGUCGUUGCAAUGUGCCUCGAUUAAUUAUCAUCAUGAGACCAAAAGAUGUGAGCUCUACUCUGUUCUUGCUGAGCCUCACGGGCCAGGCGCAUUGCUAGAGAAUAGCCAUGUCAUCUACUCGGAGAAGUUCUGUCUGCCAGGUAAAAUACGUAUUGCUCUGUCAUUGUCUUUUAUGCAAGUAAUUUCGGUAAUUGUAAGCUUUUAUAGAAAUGUUACACAAUUCGUUGCUAAGGUAGUGAUGGCGUCCUCGUCGAUCCAGUUCAUUGAUUUUACCCUCUGAAUCCCUCAUUUUUAGCAUUUUUUCAGCUCAUCAUGGCAAAUGUUUGGACGAUGACAUCUUCAUUCUUCAUGCUCAAAAACAAGUUCGCGGCCACAUCGUGUUGCAGGUUGUAGCCUAUUCGAUCGCACAAUGUCUUCAAGCUUGUUUGAAUACGCCUCACUGCAGGGUAAGACAGUCUAUUUUAUAGUACGUUGUUUGUGAUAAAGAUUUAGUCAAUACAUAAUCAAAUCGUUAUUUAGUCGGCUACCCUCGUCUCCACGGCUUCCCGAUGUCUUCUGACUUCCGAUGACGUCACCGCCAACCCCAUGGUCCUUUAUCCCGCCGACGCCGGCACAGUUGUGGUGGAAAAUGGCUGCAACGGAUUCAACAGAGCCGUCUACAAGCCAAAUGUUCUUGUCUCUUCCGUCGUUGGCCCUCCACCGCCUCCGGCAGUCAUUGCGCCACCGCCGCAAUUGCCAGUCGCCAACGAAGGGCCCUGGGCGGAAUGGUCGGUGUGCCGCUACAAGGUGGGCGGAGGUGAGAUUGUGAGGAUAAGAAGCCGGUCCAAUGGAAAACUACAACUGCAGAAGUGCAAGGUUGAGGGCUAGAGCAAUCAAGAAGGCGGAUAGAGCAUGUAAAUUUUAUUUUAGCUGUGUAUUUUGGACUUGUGUAAAAAGAAGUGUAAUAAAAUUAUAAAACAAGGAGCAUAAUUCAAGAGCUUCCAGUCAAACAAUAUUUCAAUUUACCUACACUAAUCACGUGUGAAAUACUAUGGAAUAUAAUAUAGGUCAGGGUUCCAUUGUCUGGCCAGGAUGAGGUCCUUCCAUCGCAGGAUGUAGUGUUUUCGAAAAUCAUACGUCCGUCUCAGUCUGGGCCGUCCAAGUGGUCGUUUGUAAAGCGGCGCGCGUCAAAAUGACAAUGAGAUAAGCUAAACGGUCCGGCGGAUUGAUUGGCAAUUCUCCAAAAUAAGAAGCGAAAAGACUUUUUUCGGGGAAGAAAUGGUGAGUUUUUGAGGCGAGAGAGUACGUUUUGCGCGUCUUUUCUCUGUCUUCUCUGUGAAAUCAAGACGAAGUGUAAAAACCCAUAGCGAAGCGUGUAUACCGGUCACCGGACUUUGUUUGCAACGCCAUAGGUGACCAGGAAAAACCGACCGCUCACCGAGAGAAAAAAAUCGGACAGUCAAAUGCGGGGUUAAAGAAAUGUGUUGGGAAAACACCAGAAGAAAUGUUUAUUGAUUGACGUUCAAAAUGUACAUACACUUUUGAGGAAAGUAAGAUAGCAUGGGACAUAAUAAAACAGUAUUAGGACUUUUGCUUCAAAAAACUGAAGUCUUUCUUAAAAACCCGCACCUGCGGAAGAUGCUGUGACACUUUGUGUGGUCGAAGGCACUGGACUCGACGUGGAGCCUGCUGUCGGAGAUACGGAAGAAGCAUCUGUUGUUACUGAAGCCGCCACAGUUGAGCUCGAAACUUCGGAAGUAACUGAAGCCGCAGCAGUUGAGCUCGAAGCAUCGGCUGUAACUGGAGCCGCAGCAGUCGAUCUCGAACCGUCGGCUGAAGCUGGAGAUGCCGUUGACGGAUGA
Bursaphelenchus xylophilus (pine wood nematode) is the source of this 4056-nucleotide messenger RNA. Lineage: Eukaryota; Metazoa; Nematoda; Chromadorea; Rhabditida; Aphelenchoididae. The record is from the annotation of a GenBank genome assembly.